Messenger RNA from Erigeron canadensis, 4163 nucleotides. Its product is annotated as Fanconi anemia group I protein. Gene Ontology annotation, molecular function: DNA polymerase binding. The record is from RefSeq and is a predicted model, not a curated record. The coding region runs from base 1 to 4074 and encodes 1357 amino acids. Lineage: Eukaryota; Viridiplantae; Streptophyta; Magnoliopsida; Asterales; Asteraceae. The transcript is spliced from 13 exons. Gene Ontology annotation, biological process: DNA repair.
AUGACCACCACCACCGUAACCAACCACCACAAUCCACCAAAUUCUCUAACCCCAGACGACAUAAUCCGGUUAGCCCAAUACCACACAACCGCCCCACUCCACCCAUUCCUCUUAUCCCCAACUUCUCACCAAACCCUAAUUUCACAUCUUUUCACCCUCCCAGAAUCCGUUAUCUCAACCUACACUUCCUCUUUACUCUCUCUCAUCUCUCCUUCACUUUCUCUCUCUACACUCACAUCCUCUCUCCUCACUUCUUAUAUCUCUCUUUUCACUUCCCACAAAUUCCCUCACAAUCACACUUCUUAUAAAACCAUCCAUCUUUUUAUCCCUCAUCUCGAUACUCUCCCGAUUCCCGACUUAUUAUCCGUUUCCGAAUCGAUCCUUUCCGGUUUAGAUGAUCCUGAUGAUCAUGAACUAGAUGAUUUCCAGCUUUUGGACUUGCUUCCUAACUGUUUGAAUAUUGUGUACAAUAGUGAAAUGCAUAGUUUAAAACCGAAUGAGACGGUUAACGGAUUGUUUGAUCGGAUGUUGGAUACGCGUUGGUCGGGUGUUUUGAUAGUUAAACUUGUGUCGAUAAUUCGUGAGUUUCAGUUUGUUGAUAAAUUGAGAUGUAGACAGUUUGUAGCUAAGGUGUUUGAUGAAAUGCAUUGUGUGGAAAUGCAGGAUUUGCCGUCUUUGGUUUAUCAGUUAUUGGUUUUGGCGUCGAAAGGGUUUUGUAAACGGGAAGUGGUUCAAGGGGUGGUUGUGUUUUUCGGGAGUCGAAUAGGGGUGAAAAAGGCUAGUGCGAAUGUUGUUAGGGAAGUUGAAGGGACUGUUUUGUUACAUGUGAAUUUUGCGGUGAAGCAAGAUCCUUCAUUGGGACAAGAAGUUAUGGGGCUUGUCAGGUCGGAUGUUCAUGUGAUUGAUCAUUUUGUUGUUGGGUUGUUGUUGUCAAUCGCGAGAGUUAGGAGGUACAGUGAGAGCUCAAUGGGAACGCUGAAAACGGCGCUGUGCAAUGUUUACAAGGAUUAUAAGUUCUCUAGACAUUGUAAAUGGCUACCCGAUGACUUAAAGGAGGAGUAUCUGCAAAAUGCCAUAUUGACAGAGAAAGCGGUGAUAAGAGCUGUUAAUGCGAGUAAUUAUGGAAGAGAGCAUAUCAUCCCUAGCAUAGUGCAGUUGGCCUUUGUGUUGGUAGAAUCGGUGGAGGAGAUUAGUUAUAAAGACCUUGCAAAUACUGGUCUUAUGGGUUCUCACGAGCUAGGCAUUCAGAUGCUAAAAAGUUUAUUUGAGGCUCAUGAUAUGGCAAGAAAUGAGAUAAUCGAGCAAUGUAAGUUUAGAAUACUUUCUCUCAAGCCUCAGCAAAGUUUAGCUAUCAUAAGGUUACUUGGUAACCUAGUGCAGAACUACCCCUAUCCUAUGUUAGAGUACGUUUCACAUUUGAAGGAAUUGUUAGAUUAUUUUGGUUUCAUGCAAAGCAAGGUUGCUUCCCAUCUGAUUAGCGUUUUAUUGCCCCUCAUCAAGUUCAGUGAUAAUCUUCAGGAUUACAUCAUUUUGGUGGUGCGCAAAGCUAUGUUUAGACAAGAAGAUCAAAUCCGCAUAGCUGCAGCUGAAGCCAUUAUAUAUUUAGUUGUUGCAGAUAAACAAUCCAAACAAAAUAGACCGUCUGCUUAUCAGGAGUCAUCAAGUCAAGCUAGUAGUAGUCAAGCACAUGAAAUACCCAGUGGAAUGGGCGGCGAUCUUUUCAAAGAGCUCAGUGGUUUAUUGCAACGAUGUCUCUACCAGCAGGCUCAAGUGAAAAAGAUUAUAUACAAGGGACUCCUAAAGCUUGUGCUGGUUGAUCCAUUAACUGCAGGUGCAGUUUUUAAUUUUCUCUUGCCUCAGUUUCUGAAAUUCUACAAAGAAGAUGGUCAACUUGGUAUAAACCAGUGUAUUAAGACGGAGAAUGCCAAAGUUUGUAUAGCAGAACCACUAGAUGAUCUCUUAUCUUGUGUCUCAUGGAUUCUUUUGCUUCAGCCACAGACAAGAUCUGAUGUUCGUUCAGAUUCUUUUGGUUUCUCGCUCACACAAGACACCGAGUAUCAGCAGGCAGGAGGAACGCAUGCCGGUGAGUCGUUUUCCAGUGCUUUGCUGACAAUCCGUAAGCUUCUUAGAAAUGAAAAUCUGGAAGGCUUACUUGGUCAAAUGAGAGAUGCUAGCUCAGCAGCUCAACAAGGAGAGAGAUACAAAUAUAGUGCUCAGAUUUUAUCAGGUAUUAUUGAGGUGACAUUGAAUACCGUUGCUACUGAAUUGGAGAAGGCAACUAAUGAGAAAAAGAUAGAGUUGGAGAAAGAAUUCAUAGAUCUAAUUGAUCUUUACGAGUCCUUGGGGAAACAUACUUCCACAUCCACACACAAUUCACAAUAUAAUGGUACUAGAAAAGGGAUAACACAGUCUACUGCUCUUGAACUCACAUACAAAAAUGAAUUGGACACCACAAAGCCCUCUAAAGAACGAGCUUCCUUCUUGGCAACUUCUAGUAUAUAUCAAUUGUUUCAAAUAUCGUUUGAACUGUACAAGCAUGAUGCUGCAAAGAGUAAACUCUUGCAUUUCGUCUUAAACGCCACUUUUUGCCAGAUAAAAUCUUUGUCUUUAGUGGCAAAAGACGAUACAUUAAAGGGUUUGAUCUAUGGAGAUAUUAAGGUGCUAGGACCACCCUUAUUGAAAUCAAUCUGGUUGAUCAUGCGGGUAGAUCCAAAGAAAAAGGAAACCAAGGGGAAAAAGGACAACGAAGAUAGAAAGGGUCUUAUUCUCUUAGCUCUAAUGUGCUUGAAGGAACUGCUAGCUGUCCAUUCUCAAAGCCCAGAGGAAAUGAAAGUAGUUGAAGACAUGCUAUCAAGUUCUGUAGAUGCUCUUGAUUCCGAAGGUGAUCAAAAUGAUCGAGGGAAUGGAAUCAACACUCAAAGCAAAGAAGUCUUUAUCUCAAAAAUUGUGAUACCCUUGGUUUUCAAGCUUCUUCACUCAAAGUUGUUCCAGGAGGUUGAGAUCCUGUGCGACAUUGCAAAGAUGAUUGGGAACACGUCUAGUGAAAGAAGUAACAUUCUUGGAAUCUGGGCAAUAAAUAAGUGUAAAACUAGUAAUUUGGCAAAUCCAAAGAUUGCCAAAAGUCUAGUCACUUUAGCACUAUCAUGUACCCAGGCUCCGAACGAUUUGGUUGUUGCUCGACAUAUGGCAUUGGAAUUGGUCAAAAUCACGGGAUCGCCAUCAGCGAAGCCUGGAACAUAUGGCAUUAUUCAACGCUCAACAGAAACUGUUAUAAUAACUGUUAUUUUGCAGUUAGCAGAAUCAGUUAUUAAUGACAUGGAUCGACUCAGCAUGAAGUUGAAGACUUGCUUCACUGGUGCCUACAAAGAUGAAAAACAUAACUCUCAUUUCACUUUGGAGGACACUUUAUACCAGAGGGCUGAAGCUGUUGUUGAACUGAUAUCUUCUUUUGUCGUCAUGACCCUCAAGGAUUCUCAAGCAGAACAUCUACUGAAAUUGGCCACCAAAUUUUACAAGAACUUGGCUAGGAUUUCAAAGUUCCAUAUUGCGCCCAAAGGUUGCAAGCAAAUCUUACCUAGCCUCAAAUGCCAGAAGCUUGUGGAAGUGACUUGCAAGCAGCUAACAGCCCCCUUGUACACGUUUGUGGAUUUAAUGCAACAGAAUCAACAAGAUAAUAGAGCAAGUAAAGGGAUGAUAAACAAGAUCAAAAGGGAGAAUAGAUGCAUCCCAGAUUUGAUAUAUCAGAUAGAAGACUAUGAGAAGUAUCUGAUUCUACUUAGCAAGGCUAGCAAAAUCAACUUGUUAAGGCAUGCAAAACGCAGCACUGCCAGAGACUUUAGAAUAGAGUAUCCAAAAAAUAUUUCCCAGCAAGAAAAUGGCCUCGACCAGGAAGAACCCAAUGAGGAUAACGAGUCCACACCUCAAAAUGAUUUGGUCCAAGACUCUGGAGAUGGCGAGGAAGAUGCAUCAGAUACCGCUUUGGCUGCAGAGGAUUCUGAAGCCUGCGAUGAAGAUGACAACGCCAUGCCCAGUACAAAGAGAAGCAGAAUUGUUCAUGACUCGGAUGAUGAGUGAAGCAUAAGGAGUCCGUGUAGUUAGCUGGGAUGGAGUAUAUAUGAAUCAUUUCACUAUUCGACAUAAAUACAUGAUAAAUUUGUGUUUUA